Danio rerio (zebrafish) is the source of this 978-nucleotide messenger RNA. The record is from RefSeq and is a predicted model, not a curated record. Lineage: Eukaryota; Metazoa; Chordata; Actinopteri; Cypriniformes; Danionidae.
AUAAGAAACUCACUCCUCUUAGUCCUCAGUGGAAAAAUGGGUUUCUUUUUUGUUUACAUUAGCUUCUUGGCCUAUGCCUUAGUCAAUGUGCCAGUUUCUAUUAUCACUAUUCUGAUGAAUGUAUUUUUUGUGUACUGUAUGUUUUCUUCAGAGAAAGGACAAGCAAACAAUGUAAAACCGCCGCUGAAUGUUUUGCUGUGGUCCCUUAUUGGAUGCAGUCUUCUUCAUAACAUUUUCAACCUUUUAUUUGUUUUGUAUGAAUUAGUUUACCCACCUGUCUGGCUGUACAUUAUUUCGGGUGCUACUAUACUUUUCGCCAUAAGGACAAGUUUUACUGCAUGCCUCGGUCUGCAAGUUUGUUACUUCUUGCAGAUUGUUCCAGUCCGAUGGCCUUGCUUUAUCUGGAUGAAGAAGCACAUCAAACUCUUCAUGUACGUCUUGUUGUUUCUUGACAGACUCUACUUUCUGUCUCAAUAUGUCAUACGUGUUUUUCUUGAGAUUCGGAGGGUAGUGAUGUCCUUUAAUUCAUCCAGCGUUUAUGACAACACCACCAGCCAGUCAGCAGAUUUCGGAUACUACAUGUUUAUCGCAGACUUUUGGCUGAAAUUUUGCUAUUUUUUCAUUUGUCUUGGCAUUAUGCUGACGUCAGGCAUCACGACUGUCGUCUACUUGUGGAAGCACAUGAAGAGAAUGAAGGAGAACACCAGCUCUUUAUCUGCUCUUUGUAAAAGGCAGCAGAUGAGAGUGACCAUCAUGGGCAUCAUUCAGACGGUCCUCUUCUUCUUUGCUUCAGGGUGGCUCAUGACUGAAGAGUUCAUUUUUUGUUAUAUUGGUGGUUUUGAUGUGGGCUCCCGUUUGGCUUCCACUGUAAUGGCACUGUAUUCUUUUGGAACGACCUUACUUUUAGGAAUUGGUCAGUCCAAAUUCCGACUUCUGGCUAAGGAUAUCGGCAAAAAGACAAGAAAACCAAAAUCCUAA